AUGACCAUCUCCUACACACUGAAAGUCGCCGACUCCCAUUUCGGGAGCUUCUCCAAGCUGCUCUUCUGUUGGAAAGGCAGCAUCUACAUGCUGCUCUACAAGGGUUUCAUUGUCUUCGUGGUACUGUACGCGGCGCUGAGCCUUGUCUACCGGCGGCUGCUCACCGAAGACCAGAAACACCCCUACACCAAAGUGGCUCAGUACUGCAACCGCUCCAUGGACCUCAUCCCCAUGUCAUUUGUCCUAGGUUUCCAUGUUACCCCGAUUGUGAACCGGUGGUGGGCCCAGUACACCAGCAUCCCGCUGCCUGACCAGCUCAUGUGUGUCAUCUCCAGCAACGUCCACGGCAAGAAUGAGAGAGGGCGGAUCCUGCGGCGCACCCUCAUCCGCUACGUCAACCUCUCGGCCGUCCUCAUCCUCCGCUCUGUCAGCACUCGGGUGCUCAAGAGGUUCCCCACCAUGGACCACAUGGUGGAAGCGAGUUUCAUGACGCAGGACGAGCGCAAGAAGCUUGAGAGCCUCCACUCGGACUUCAACAAGUACUGGAUCCCCUGCGUGUGGUUCACCAACCUGGCCGCCCAGGCCAGGCGGGACGGCCGCGGCCGCAAUGACGUGGCUCUCCGCUUGCUCAUGGACAUGAGUCGGCGCAGGGCAGACGGGCGCGAGCUGAACCUCUACUGGGCCAAGUGCAGCAUGUUGUUCCACUAUGACUGGAUUAGCAUCCUGCUGGUGUACACGCAGGUGGUCACCAUCGCCAUCUACUCCUUCUUCGCCUUCUGCCUCAUCCAGCGGCAGUUCCUGGAGCCCCUGGAGCCGGGGCAGGAAGAGGACCUGGACAUGUACAUUCCCCUCUCCACCCUCCUGCAGUUCUUCUACGCUGGCUGGCUGAAGGUUGCAGAGCAGAUCAUUAACACUUUUGGGGAAGACGACGACGACUUUGAGACCAACAAGCUGAUAGACAGGAACCUGCAGGUGUCCCUGCUGUCCGUGGACGACAUGUACCAGAACCUGCCGCCAGCCGGGAAGGACAAAUACUGGAACGAGUCCCCAGUGCAGCCCCCCUACACCACGGCCACAGCUGCCGAGACCUUGAAGCCCUCGUUUCUGGGCUCCACCUUCGAUAUGUGCAUGUGCGAGGACCCGGAGCAGAACCAGCCGGUGGAGGCCUUGCCGAGCUCGCCGCACACCCGCACACCCCUGCUCACCCACUUCCUGGCUGCUGCAUCCCCUGCCGUCAGCCUCAAAAACUUUGGCUGGGGCAGCCGAGCCCACCCCCACCUGCGGCGUCCCCGGGUGGACAGCAGCUCCCCCUCCCCUUACUCCAACCACUCCGAGGACCCUGAGGCAGUGGUCUGCAUUGAGAAGGAGCAGAUGGAGGAUGAGGAAAGCCAGGCCAGCAAGCCCCCCAUGCCUGAUGGCCACCUGAAAGCUCCCCAGCAGCCAGAGGCCUCCAAAGCGCGGAAGGAGGAGCUGCUGCAGAUCCAGGCGAAGGCACCAGCUAGUGAGAGCAUCAGCCCAGACCAGCAGGAUGCUGCAGGGCUGCUAUGA
Molecule: messenger RNA, 1548 nt
Organism: Dromaius novaehollandiae (emu)
Lineage: Eukaryota; Metazoa; Chordata; Aves; Casuariiformes; Dromaiidae
Gene: BEST4
Product: bestrophin 4
Exons: 9
Coding region: 1-1548 (515 amino acids)
Molecular function (GO): chloride channel activity
Source: RefSeq, a predicted model, not a curated record